AUGACGGACCGAGUCCACGGCUCGCAAGUGACGCCAGUCAAGACCCCCUCUGCCUCGUCCAAAUUCGACGACGCCGAAGAUGCCAUCUCCCCAUACCACGUCACCUCCACUGCAUACCAUGGCGAAAACGCCAAAGCGGCACAGCUCGCCGCCUCGGCCUCGGCAUCCGACUUCACACCCCAGGAGCUCAAGCGAGUGCUGCGCAAGAUCGACUGCAUCCUCAUGCCCAUCAUGUGCGUGGCCGUGCUCAUGCAGUUCCUGGACAAGACGUCGCUCAACUACGCCUCGCUGCUCGGCCUCAAGAAGGACACCCACUUGAAGGGCCAGGAGUACUCGUGGCUCGGCUCCUUCUUCUACGUCGGCUACCUCGUCGCUACGCCCAUCCACGGCUUCUUCCUGCAAAAGACUAGGCUGUCGCGCUACGUUGCUGCCUGCAUUGUGCUCUGGGCUGUCUCGCUCGGUGCGCACGCCGCCUGCAAGAACUACGGCCAGCUGGUUGCCGUUCGUUUCCUGCUCGGUUGGUUCGAGGCCGCCUUGACCCCGGCUUUCAUCCUGCUCACAGGCCGAUUCUACACGAAACAGGAACAGGUGACGCGCACCUCGAUCUGGUUCGCCAACAACGGCUGGGCGCAGAUUCUGGGAGGAGGCAUCUCGUACGCCUUGCAGGUCCAGAAACCCUCGCACCUCAAGGUGUGGCAGCAGAUGUACCUCAUCCUCGGCGGUAUCGCGCUACUGUUCGGCGUCGUGGUGCUGUGCUUCAUGCCCGAUUCGCCUGCCACCAUCCGCUACCUCGACGAACGCGAGCGUCAGGUCGCUGUCUUCCGCAUCAAGCAAAACAAGUCCGGUAUCCACGACACCACCUGGAAGUGGGAACAGCUCUGGGAGGCCGUUCGGGACCCUAGGCUGUACAUGUUCUUCCUGGCCGUCUGCAGCGCCAACAUCGCCAACGGUGGUGUCUCGAACUUCUCCAGUGCGAUCAUCUCGGCAUUCCACUACGACAACAAGACUACCGCGCUCCUGGGCAUGGCUCCCGGUGCCAUGGAGGUCGUGGCCGUCUACUUUGGCGCUUGGUUGUCGUACAAGACGCACACGAGGGUCAUCCCAGGCGUCCUCAUGUACCUGCUCGCUAUUGUCGGCGGCGUCAUGAUGAUCGCCAUCCCUCCUCACGCCAAGGCCGCCCGCUACACUGGGUUUGUCAUCGUUUACGCCUACCCGGUAGCUUCCCCGUACCUGUACUCUUGGCUCAGUGGUAGUGUCUCGGGCACGACCAAGAGGAUCGUCUUCAACACGGUGCUCCAGGUCGGCUACUCGACCGGCAACCUCAUCGGCCCUCAGACGUACCGGGCCAAGGAUGCGCCCAACUACGUCCCCGCCAAGAUCACCCUGAUCGCCAUGUUCGGCUUUGCCUCCGUCUGCCUCAUGGCCAUCGGCGGUACGCACUACCUGUGGAACAAGAAGAACGGCACCUUGAGCAGCAUCGACGAAGAUGGCAAGCCCAUCGAAGACCAAGAAGACCUGACGGAUUUGACCGACAAGCAGCGUGCGACCUUUAGAUACCCUUACUAG
Molecule: messenger RNA, 1566 nt
Organism: Sporisorium graminicola
Lineage: Eukaryota; Fungi; Basidiomycota; Ustilaginomycetes; Ustilaginales; Ustilaginaceae
Exons: 1
Coding region: 1-1566 (521 amino acids)
Biological process (GO): transmembrane transport
Cellular component (GO): membrane
Molecular function (GO): transmembrane transporter activity
Source: RefSeq, a predicted model, not a curated record